AUGUCCUUCCUUCGCAAGACCUCGGAAACCCCAACUUCCUUCCCCAUCUUCCCGACAUAUCUUCUCCCCUCGAUUCCUUUUCGCCGUAAGUCGCGGCAGUCGAGCACUGACAGCAACGGUUCAGCGGACACAGCCGUGUCCUCCGCCUCCGCUGCUUCGUCCUCUUCGAAUCCGUUCACCAGAAGCCCUACCCCGACCCCCAUUCCCGUGUCAUCCGCAUCGUCUAUUGUGGUGCCGCCAGAAGACAAGUUCCUCAAUGGCCACAGCUCUCACAUUCAAUGCGCCAAAUGCUCCACCGAUUUGUGCCUCACUUCGCAGAUCAUAAGCAAAGGCUUUAUGGGCAGACACGGUCGAGCGUACUUGGUUCAAGGGACAACAAGCCACAUCCACACCACCACCCCCUCCUUGCCCAAUACGUUUCAGAACAAGUCCAUCUCCCGAAAUCUAGUGACGGGGCAGCAUGUUGUGAGCGACAUCAGCUGCGCAAUCUGCGGGAGCAUACUGGGAUGGAAAUACGUUGAAGCAAGUGAAGAGAGCCAGAAAUACAAGGUUGGCAAGUUCAUCCUCGAAACAAAACGUAUCCGCAUCAAUGUCUCGUGGGAGAAUGAGGAGGACGAUACCGGUCCCUACGCAUACGAUGAAGUCCUACCACUUCCACCGAGAGAACUGAGAAAGCUGGUCGACGGCACGGCCAAUCCAACGGACGAUCUCGAAUUCGACUCGCAAGACGAGGAUGAAUGUGAGGAUCUCUUUGCCGGCGUUUGGAGCCCUCAACUUGCUGCCAAAAGGCGGCAGAGGAAGAGGGAGCGGUUUGGCAGACGACCUGUUGGUAGUCUGAUCAACUUUGGCGCUACGAGCAGUACCGAUACUCUCUCUUAA
Messenger RNA from Fonsecaea multimorphosa CBS 102226, 879 nucleotides. RefSeq lists its product as uncharacterized. NCBI's taxonomy places the organism in Eukaryota, Fungi, Ascomycota, Eurotiomycetes, Chaetothyriales, Herpotrichiellaceae. The transcript has a single exon. Bases 1 to 879 code for a protein of 292 amino acids. The record is from RefSeq and is a predicted model, not a curated record.